Molecule: messenger RNA, 1332 nt
Organism: Lycium ferocissimum
Lineage: Eukaryota; Viridiplantae; Streptophyta; Magnoliopsida; Solanales; Solanaceae
Product: probable O-methyltransferase 3
Exons: 2
Coding region: 75-1154 (359 amino acids)
Biological process (GO): methylation
Molecular function (GO): protein dimerization activity; O-methyltransferase activity; S-adenosylmethionine-dependent methyltransferase activity
Source: RefSeq, a predicted model, not a curated record
AAGUGUUAGAAAGAAUCGCAUCAAUCAACACUAAGUUAACAUUCUACAAAACAAGAAGAAUCUUAUAGUAUAAGAUGGUGGUGCCAAUUGUAGGAGAGCAUGAGACUGAAAUUCUCCAUGCUCAAACUCACAUAUGGAACCACAUUUUCAGUUUCAUAAAUUCCAUGUCCCUCAAAUCAGCAAUUCAAUUAAACAUCCCAGACAUCAUCCACAAACAUGGCAAACCUAUGACCCUUGAUGAAUUAGCCAAUGCACUUUCCAUCAACAAAUCCAAAAUCACUCACCUCCGCCGUCUCAUGCGUAUUUUAAUCCACUCCGGAUUUUUUCUCAAGUCAAAGAUCCCAGAAGAGGAAUCAGGAGGCGAGGGCUACGUCCUCGCCCCUCCUGCUCGUCUUUUACUAAAAGACGAGCCAUUGACCGUUACACCGUUUUUACUAGCCAUGUUGGAUCCAAUUUUGGUCAAGCCUUGGCACCAUGUGAGUGAGUGGUUUGAGAAUGAUGAACCAACACCAUUUGAAUUAGCUCAUGGUAGGACAUUUUGGGACUAUGCUGGACAUGAACCUAGGCUAAAUCAUUUUUUUAAUGAUGCAAUGGCUAGUGAUGCUAAGUUGGUGAUGAGUGUUGUAAUAAAAUACUCUAAGGAUGUGUUUGAAGGAUUGAAUUCUAUUGUUGAUGUUGGUGGCGGCACUGGGACUGUGGCUAAAACAAUUGCUAAAACUUUCCCAAAUUUGCAAUGCACUGUGUUUGAUUUGCCUCAUGUGGUUGAAGGCCUUGAAGGGAGUAACAACUUGUCUUAUGUUGGUGGGGAUUUCUUUGUGUCCAUUCCCCCUGCUGAUGCUCUUCUACUCAAGUGGAUAUUACACGAUUGGAGUGAUGAAGAAAGUGUGAAAAUAUUGAAGAAAUGCAAGGAAGCAAUACCAAGCAGGGAAAAGGGUGGAAAAGUGAUAAUUAUUGACAUGAUGGUUGAUAAUAAAAUAGGAGAUGAUGAAUCAAUUGAAACUCAAAUUUUCUUUGAUAUGUUGAUGAUGGUUUUAGUUACUGGAAGAGAGAGAACUGAAACAGGCUGGGCAAAAAUCUUCUUGGAGGCUGGUUUUAGUGACUACAAAGUUACUCCAAUUCUUGGAUUAAGGUCUCUAAUUGAGGUUUACCCUUAAUUAAUUCGAGUUAAAAGAAAAAAUGAAUAAUUGAUCCUCAGUGUGCAUUUAUUUUAUGAAAUGUAGUACUUAAUUAUCAUGGUAUGUUAUGUAUGAUAUAAGUAAUGAGAACUAUGUCUUGCUUGAUGUACUUUUUAUUUUAAUUUGGUGUAAUGGAACUAUGGAAGUUGCAUUGUUA